GGCAUUUCUUUUGUUAUGCCUGUUGUGUUGUUUUGUUUCCUCCUCCGCGAGAGUAACAAAGGAGGGGCAUUACUAUCAUCGCAAAUCUCCAAACCAAUAUGGCCAAUAAUGCCGUGUUCCUCUUGUUCUUCCUCUUCGUGCUGCCGAAUUUCCUUCUUCAACACCCAACUUCCGCUUCAAAUCUCCACAAAAUGAAGCAACUCACUUCGGAUUCGGUUUCCCAAGCCACACUCGCCGACGACUCUAAGACUAAACAACCAAUCGAGUACUUCGAGGUGACAAAACCCAUUGAACUCCCCAAAACAAAACCCUGCUCAUACCUUGUUCUAAGCCAUGAUUUUGCUGACACAUAUGGCAGACCACCCGUUCUUGCGAAUUACACGCCUCCCUCUGAUUGCCCUUCGCAGAAGUUCUCGAAGAUCGUGCUUGAGUGGAAGGCCACAUGUAAAGGAAGGCAGUUCGACCGCAUUUUCGGCGUUUGGCUCGGCGGCGUUGAGCUUCUCCGGAGCUGUACGGCUGAGCCUACGCCCACCGGAAUUGUUUGGACUGUCAAGAAAGACAUCACAAGGUACCAUUCUUUGUUACUGCAAAGUGGUCAAACCCUUGCUGUUUAUAUGGGAAAUCUUGUUGACAAAACAUACACUGGGGUGUACCAUGUUGAUAUCUCUAUUCACUUUUACCCUGAUGAACAUGAAUCCAAAUCUGGAAAUUUAGCCCCUGGGAACGGUUGCCCUGCGGAUCUGAUCUUACCUGUUUCAAGGAAGCUUCCGUUGGAUGGCGGAUUGUGGUUUCAAAUCCAGAAUUCCACUGAUGUUGGUUUGAAGAAUUUCAAGAUCCCCCAGAAUGCUUACAGGGCUGUGCUUGAGGUUUAUGUGUCUUUUCAUGAGAAUGAUGAGUUUUGGUAUACUAAUCCUCCCAAUGAUUAUUCCGAUGCGAAUAAUCUUUCGUUAGUGAACGGAGCCUUUAGGGAGGUGCUGGUUACUCUUGAUGGUAAUCUUGUUGGAUCAGUUUGGCCAUUCACUGUGAUUUUCACCGGAGGUGUUAAUCCCCUCAUGUGGAGACCCAUUACUGGGAUUGGCUCCUUUGAUCUUCCAACUUAUGAUAUCGAAAUUACGCCCUUCUUGGGGACUAUUUUAGAUGGGAAAGUUCACUCAUUCGGAUUCAGUGUGACUAAUGCUGUGAAUGUUUGGUAUAUAGAUGCAAAUUUGCAUCUUUGGUUGGACAGUAAAAGCAGUAGAACAGAGGGGAAAGUGCUCAAUUACAUGGCUAAACCUUUGGUUGAACAUUUGGUAUCAGACUUCAGUGGAGCGAAUGGAACUUUUUUAACAAAGACAAGUAGGUCGAUUUCGGCUACUGGGUGGGUGAGAUCCUCCUAUGGUAACAUCACAACCACUUUGGUUCAAGACUUCAUCUACAACAAUUCCAUGGAAAUGGGGAACAAUGGUAACAAACAGACUGUGAAUCAAUCAAUCUCUUUCAACGACAGCGUUCAUUCUGAAUCUCCAUCACAGUCUCAUAAUUUGAUUGAUGAAACCUUCAGAACAUUUAUCCUUUACGUGAACGAAGACGACACGGAUCAGGGCAAUGAUACUUUUUUAUCUCUUACAAAUGUUACUCUUGGAUUCUACGAGAACAAGUCGAAGACUUCAGAUUUAGGUUUAUCAAAGAGCUCUCUCAAGAAUGUUCAAGAAGGCCAGGGUACUAUUCUUGUUAAAAAUAAUUUGGUCCUUGUGGGACAAGGAAAAAAUAAGCAGGAUUACAGCUACAUAAGCAAUGAAGAAGCUUGCUAUUCUAGAAAAGUUGGCAGCUCAAAUUUAUCUAUUGUAUAUGAUAAAGUCAGUGAUCCAUGCCACACAAGAGGACGAUCCCGUUUUGGUGUUGGUUUUAUCAACAAACCACCUGUUAUGCUCUAAGUUCCUUCUUUAUGCACUGUCACUGUUUUGUUUUA
This is a messenger RNA of Arachis duranensis, 1948 nucleotides long. RefSeq names its product peptide-N4-(N-acetyl-beta-glucosaminyl)asparagine amidase A. Gene Ontology annotation, cellular component: vacuole. The transcript has a single exon. The coding region runs from base 99 to 1913 and encodes 604 amino acids. Lineage: Eukaryota; Viridiplantae; Streptophyta; Magnoliopsida; Fabales; Fabaceae. The record is from RefSeq and is a predicted model, not a curated record.